AUGAUCAUUGAAAUUAGAAUUCCAAUUUCAGUUAAUGGUCUUCGGAUCUCAAUUUCAGACAUCCAAAAAUAUUCCCAAGUUACGGAUCUCAUUAAGUCUAUUCGUAGACCUCUUCCACCUGAACAAGGUGAUGGUGUAUUAGAUGAACCUCUCACUAGUUCAGAGUUAACAGCAACCUCAUCAAGGAUAUCGAAGCCUUGGGACUCAAAGAAUCCGUCGAAGAUAUCGUUUUUACCAUCAAAUUGCUCGCCUUAG
Messenger RNA from Funneliformis geosporum, 255 nucleotides. Lineage: Eukaryota; Fungi; Glomeromycota; Glomeromycetes; Glomerales; Glomeraceae. The record is from the annotation of a GenBank genome assembly.